Messenger RNA from Torulaspora delbrueckii, 954 nucleotides. It is a transcript of the gene RCE1, whose product is annotated as CAAX prenyl protease. The coding region runs from base 1 to 954 and encodes 317 amino acids. The record is from RefSeq and is a predicted model, not a curated record. The transcript has a single exon. Lineage: Eukaryota; Fungi; Ascomycota; Saccharomycetes; Saccharomycetales; Saccharomycetaceae. Gene Ontology annotation, biological process: CAAX-box protein processing. Gene Ontology annotation, cellular component: endoplasmic reticulum membrane. Gene Ontology annotation, molecular function: metalloendopeptidase activity.
AUGGGCACGCAAUCCGCAUUCUGGCUAUCGCUGUACAUAUCAGCAUCCUAUGUGGUUGCCAUAUAUACCACUUCUCGUGGUUUGGAAGAGUAUCCCAGCGGCAGAGAUGAUCCCAGGGUGAUCAGGCGGCGAAUUGGACGCAUAUCGCUGGUUAUCCUUGCAAACAUGCUCGUGGUACCUUGGCUGAUUGUACAACUUGGUUAUGAUGGACCUAAGAUGUCAGUGAAACGCUACAUUCUCGAUUUGGGCAUUGUUCCCGGCUAUUAUCGUGAUGGCCAUUGGGACAUUUCAAAUUAUCUGUGGGAUAUUACGAAGGCCAUUGGCUUGAUGGCGCUUCUCUACGUGGGUCCUUUGGCAGGUGGGCUGCUUUAUUAUGCCACUCUACCCAACAAGCAUCUAUACACCGACCUGAGGGCAGAACUCUUCAACGUAUGGGGACUCAGGAACUACUUAUUUGCUCCGGUAAGUGAAGAGAUUAUCUACACAUCAAUGCUAAUCAACAAUUAUCUAAUACUCUAUCCACAGGGCCAAUGUACACUGAGUACAAUCGUGUGGAAAGUUCCAUUGUUCUUCGGAGUUGCGCAUCUACACCAUGCUUACGAGAUGCACCAGCAAGGUCUUACGGGGGUGGUGCAAGUUAUUUGCAACGCAGCGAUUCAAAUGACUUAUACAACGCUCUUUGGCAGUCUUACUAACUACGCAUUUGUUAAGAGUGGUGGUAACCUAUGGGUCUGUAUCCUACUACAUGUCAUGUGCAACUUCAUGGGGUUUCCCGAAGCCUCCAAGGUCGUCAUGCACCACACAGUCGUCAAGAAAUCCGAUUCAGUUUACGUCAAGAAACUAUUAGACCUCUGGAAGAAAUGUUACCUAGCUCUGCUCCUAAUGGGCCUACUAUUCUUCAAGAACAAGUUCACUACCUUGCUCAACUCAUCAGGCAACCAAAUAGUACUCUGA